This is a messenger RNA of Aspergillus ruber CBS 135680, 2061 nucleotides long. RefSeq lists its product as uncharacterized. Lineage: Eukaryota; Fungi; Ascomycota; Eurotiomycetes; Eurotiales; Aspergillaceae. The transcript is spliced from 2 exons. The coding region runs from base 1 to 2061 and encodes 686 amino acids. The record is from RefSeq and is a predicted model, not a curated record.
AUGACCAGCCGCGUGAUUCAAGACUCCGACGACGAAGACGACCCUCUCUCCUGCGAGGCUCAACCUCCGCCCCCCAUGAUGUCCCCCAGGCGAGAGAAUCGUCCAGAAAACAGUAAUUGGAAGGAUGAUGCUUCGGCUGUCAAUGUGGAAAAUAGUGCUAUCGAUAACCAGAUUCAAGAAGAGAUUAAUAAUGUUGGGGAUAUCGGCGUCAACUUCGAUGAUUUCCUACAGUCGCAGUCGCAAGAUGCGCAAAGGCGGGCGUCGGUAUCGUCGUCUCAGCGGAGAAGAGAGGAAAGAUGGAUUCCUGGUGGAUUUGGGAAUGGGAUUACGAGGGGAUCUGGGUCAAUUGCCUUCAUGAUGUCUGAGAUUGACAUGGCACAAAGACGACUGUUUGACGAUGAUGCUCCGCAUACCGGACAGCAGAUUCCUUCGACUGCGACUGUCCCAUUUACAGAGUCGGAGUUGAGGUACAUAGAUCAGCAGCAGCAACAGCAAGGUUUGCAAGGUGUUGAUAGCACUCUGGGAUGCCCCGAGGAGUGUCCGCAGGUUCAAAUUCCCGUCUUACACCCCGAGUGGUAUAAUUCGGAUCGAAACCAAUGGGUCGAGAAUGCGUUGGCCGUUGGGGCAGCCCAUAGUAGUAUCUCGACGUUUGACCGUACUCAGUCAAAUCUUUCCUCCAAUGCCUACGAAUCCGCACCGGAAGGACCCACGAAUGCAGACGCUGCAAUGCAUGAGACUAUACAAACAGAGGUCUUGAAUAAGAACCCCAUUCGAUCAAAGUCACUCCAAGAAGCAGCACUUGACUUUCCACAUGGUACCGAGCCAUUUUCGUCAUUGAGGUCACCAAACGUGAGCAGGUCGAAAAGUGAUGCCACUGCUCGACGGAGUGCACCACAGCAACCUCAAGCAAAUGCAACAGACGAACUUUGUCCUCCUGUCUCUGUUGAGAUCCCAGUGAUUCAGAAGAAGAAAGCUCCAAAGAAAAAGAAGUCCCAACCGCAACUGAAGAAUGAUGAUGACGAUGAGCUCGCAGUGCCAAGUGACUCGAAGAACAACAAUCCAAAGGCUAAAGAGGUUAGUCGUACAAGGAGUAAUAAACAGACUAUGCACAGCAGCAAUCUCAACGAGACUCACCAACCGAUCGAAACAAACAUACCACAUCCUAUUUCCAAUGAGCCCAAACAAUUGAACGACAAACCUCAUACCACAAACCCAGAUGAUGACAGAAUGCAUCUGAUCCAACUCAACGCCCCCCAAACCCAAACUCAACACCCUGAACCCUCAAAACACGAACCCAGUCCCCACUCCACAGAACCACCAAACCCAAAACAACCGCGCAAAGAACCCAAAAAAAAGAAACUCAAGCGCGGCAAAACAACCUCUGUCACUCUCCUGAAAACCUACGAACCAGACGUAGAAGACGACGUAAUUUGGAUCGACGACCGACAACAUGACCCCCAGCACGACCGUCGACCAGACUCGAUCCCCACUCCUGAUUCUAUCUCGACGCCCGCGGGAGAACAAGAGACAUUUGCUGCGGUGGAAAUUCCUAUGAUUGGGAAAGAUCAGGAAAAGGGUAAUCCUGACCAGGAGCCGGCGCCUAGGAGACGCGGACGAAAGAGAAAGAACACUUCUGAGCAACCUCCUGUCUCUGUUGAAGAGGAACCCACUGAGGCCAAUGAACAUGCACCUGGUCAACCCCUCAGCAACGUGUCCGUUGUCGUCGAGAAACCUGCAAACGGCGAUAAGCAGAAAUCAACCCCACCCACAAUCGACAAGAUGCAGCUCUCAGCUCCAGCACUGGCACCAGAAGCUGGACCCGAGCCCGAACUUGAACACGAGUCGACCUCAAAUGCCCCUGUAACCCCCAAGAAAUCAAAUCCGACACCAGAUACUUCCAACCAGGGGCAAUGCGCUGCAGGCACAUCAACCAAAUCCAAUAACGACAAUAAAGGACCCAGCAAACACUCACCCAUUGCAAGCACGAGCAAAGUGCCCUACCGUGUUGGGUUGAGUCGUCGUGCGCGGAUUGCGCCUUUGCUGAAAGUUAUUAGGAAAUGA